Salvelinus sp. IW2-2015 is the source of this 762-nucleotide messenger RNA. It is a transcript of the gene uox, whose product is annotated as urate oxidase. The record is from RefSeq and is a predicted model, not a curated record. Gene Ontology annotation, molecular function: urate oxidase activity. Gene Ontology annotation, cellular component: peroxisome. NCBI's taxonomy places the organism in Eukaryota, Metazoa, Chordata, Actinopteri, Salmoniformes, Salmonidae. Gene Ontology annotation, biological process: purine nucleobase catabolic process; urate catabolic process.
CUCUGUAACAUUCCCCCACAGAGAGCCCUAUUCUUCACAGUGGCGUGAAAAACAUGAAGGUGCUGAAGACCACUCAGUCUGGCUUCGAGGGCUUCUUCCGAGACCGCUUCACCACUCUACAGGAGGCCAAGGACAGGUGUUUCUGUACCUCUGUCUACGCCAGGUGGCGCUACAACAAGGUCCAGAAUGUCAACUUUGACAGCACAUGGAACUCUGUCAAGGAGACAAUAAUUGAGAAGUUUGCUGGCCCAUACGAUCGUGGAGAGUACUCUCCCUCGGUGCAGAAGACCCUCUACGACACACAGGUCAUAGUCCUGGAUAGGGUGCCUGAGAUUGAAGAGAUUGAGAUAGUCAUGCCUAACCAACAUUAUUUCACCAUUGACAUGACGAAAAUGGGUCUCACCAACAACAACGAAGUUCUUCUGCCAUUGGACAAUCCUUCAGGGAACAUCAUGGGCACAGUACGCAGGAAGCCACAAGCAAAGCUAUGAAAAGGAACACAAAGCUACCCGAAAAUACUUUAAUCACAGUGAGAAGAAAACGAUAAUUAUUGUACCAUCGGUUAAGAGCUCUCCAAACACAGCAUACUGAUCAAUCUACAAGGCUGUGUUCAUUAGGCACCAAACAGAAAGAAAAACAAACUGAAACAGGGAGGACUAACCUGUCCACUUUUUUCUCUGUUGCAAAUGUAUUUCCAUUGCGUGCCCUAAUGAACACUACCCAGGCACAUGUUAAGUGAAGUAAAAAAUGUACAAAACUGUA